This is a messenger RNA of Aspergillus eucalypticola CBS 122712, 711 nucleotides long. RefSeq lists its product as uncharacterized. Bases 1 to 711 code for a protein of 236 amino acids. NCBI's taxonomy places the organism in Eukaryota, Fungi, Ascomycota, Eurotiomycetes, Eurotiales, Aspergillaceae. The transcript is spliced from 6 exons. The record is from RefSeq and is a predicted model, not a curated record.
AUGGCUGUCCCGAGCAAGGGAGCUGGUGUAUGGGUAACCAACUACAAAGCCCCAGGCAUAGUAUCGAGAAACACGAUCAUCUGCCAAGGCGAUUUAGGUGACAACUUCUAUAGCUCUGGAAAGGGCACCUGUGACUACUACAUCCCCCGUCUCAACUCAACAAGCAACUACCCCCCAGUAUCGGUAUCAAAUACAUGUGUGCUCAUCCCAGAAACUUCUUCGGCGAGCUCGCCCUUCUAUACAACGCACCGCGCGCCGCAACCGUCAUCUCAAGCGAGUUCGACUGCCUCCUCUUGGUCCUGGGCAGGGUGUCCUUCUGCCGCAUCAUUGGCGGAAUUUGCAUUCGCCCCGGGCUGGGAGUAUUGUGGCCGCCACGGCUGUGGUUGUCGCGGUGUAGGAUCGGCGUCUGUAUGGUUGCUGCGUCCGGUGGAGGAUAUCAAGCCAAUUACACCUGGGUUAGUUCAGUCUCGCCAUGAUUAUCUUUCGGCACGACUCCGCCACGACACCCCAUUCAUUUACAUAAUUAGACUAGCUGGUAUUGACAAAUCAGGGGAGAGUUUGCUCUUUGCCGAGCUGCCCUGGCAACCAUCCAAUAGAACAAAAAUGAUUUCAGGUUCUCUUCGACGACAUGUUCUCUAUCAGAUACUGAACCUGUUCAAGUUGCGUGUGGCUCUCAAAUUUGUCGGCGUCUUCGAAAGAUGUAGGAUGUAG